AGCCGUGGUUGGCCUCAAAGAUUUCAUCCAAGAGUGGCCUCAAGUUGUUGUCCUGAUCAGAUGGCCAAGUUUGUCUGAUGGAAAAAAAAUUGUCCUAAUUUCACAUUGGAUCCUGUGGUGUACAGUAGAUUUGAUUCUAUGCGUGGAUUGAUUCUAGAGUCAAAAAAUUUCUAGCUAGUUGAAGGUGAUCUUUCAUUGGACGAGAAGUUGUUUCACAUUUAGGAUACAAAAUGGGGGACGAGCCAGUACGCGGCCAAUGGGGCAAACAGAUCGAAUUUGUGCUGACCAUGAUUGGCUAUGCUGUCGGUCUGGGCAACGUCUGGAGGUUUCCUUACCUGUGCUUCAAGAACGGUGGGGGUGCCUUCCUCAUCCCGUACACGCUGUCUCUCAUCUUCCUGGGGAUCCCGCUCUUUGCGCUUGAGUGCGCAUUCGGCCAAUAUGGCGGCAAGGGUCCGCUCAGUAUAUGGUCCAUUAACCCAACGUUCAAGGGUCUGGGUGUGUCCAUGGUUGUCGCCUCCUGUUUUGUCUUCAUCUACUAUGACGUCAUCAUCGCCUGGGGCCUGAGGUUCCUGGUGGCCUCUCUGACGUCAGACCUGCCCUGGAUCGCCUGCAAGGACUGCUCGUGUCUGCUCUACAACGUCCAGAACCUGACGGAGGCCGACGUCGAGAUGCUCAAGACCAACAACUCCAUCGGCGUGCCCUGUCCCGAUCUCUCACUCAACAUGACGGCAGACUCGCCCAGUGAACUUUACUACUACAAGCACAUCCUACAUGACUCUGGGACCAUAGAGGAGAUCGGCGACGUUCAGUGGGAGCUGCUUGUUUGUAACUUGGUCGCCUUCGUCAUCAUCUUCUUGGUGCUGCUUAAAGGGAUAGAGUCGUUGGGCAAGGUCGUCUACUUCACCGCCACCUUCCCCUACAUCCUGCUCACCAUCCUGCUGGUCAGAUGCGCCAUGCUGGACGGCGCCUACGAGGGGGUCAAAUUUUACCUGACCCCAAACUGGGAUCGUCUCACAGACGCUACGGCCUGGAGCGACUCGGCGGUUCAAAUCUUUUUCUCACUCAGCUGUUGCAUGGGUGGUCUAGUAGCCAUGUCCAGCUACAACCGCUUUCAGAACAACAUCAUCAGAGACGCCUUUGUGGUGCCUAUCGUCAACUGCUGCACAAGCUUCUACGCGGGUUUUGUCGUCUUCUCCACCCUGGGCUACAUGGCGAAGAUCAAGAACGUCCCCAUUGAGAAGGUCACGGCCGGUGGACCUGGUCUGGCAUUCAUCGUGUACCCAGAGGCCAUCGGCAGUAUGCCAGUGUCCACUCUCUGGGCCAUCCUCUUCUUCUUCAUGUUGUGUAUCCUGGGCUUCAGUACACAAUUCUCAGCAGCCGAGACCAUCAUGACGGCCAUCAUCGACGAGUUUCCCGCCUUCUUCAGAACGAGGAAGCGACAGCUGCUGUUCCGUGUCUUCGUCUGCCUGUCAGGCUUCGUGCUGGGCAUCCCCAUGGUAACCAAUGGCGGCUCCCACCUGCUGAACCUGGUGGACGAGGCGGUGCUAGGCUUCCCCCUGCUGCUCAUUGGCCUGUUUGAGUACAUCGUCAUCAUCUAUCUGUACGGUUAUGGCAAGUUUGCUGAAGAUGUCAAGGCCAUGCUUGGGUUCAACCCCUUUGUUUAUUUCAAAGCAACCUGGAUAGUCAUCUCCCCUUUGUUGCUACUUGCUGUAGUGGUGUUUAAAGCCUACCAAAUGGAGGACAUGAAACCCGCCUGGUCUGGCCUGCUGUACUACCUGAUGGUUGUUUUCACAAUGAUGUGGAUCCCUAUUAUGUUUUUUUAUUACUCGUGGCGACACGGCUUAAAAGAGAUCAUGAAACCAAAACAGAGCUGGAUCGACCGGCGGAAGUUGGGUGACGUCACCCAGGACAUGGAGGUCGGUGACCCGGAUAAAGAGGACCCGGACAAAGAGGACCCGUCCCUGAACACGAGCCAGUAUGACGUCAUCGAGAAGCACGCGCUGGACAACGGGUACUCUCUGACCGUCGAGAAGCCCCCACAUCCGGUCGACCUCUCCGGCAAAACCGGUUUGCCGGCUUACGUGUCGGAGACGACAGAGAAGUACGGCAUGGACAACGUGGGGUACGAGCCGGACGGCAGCCCCACCCCCCGGGAAAACGGGGUGACAAAAACCAAGUUGUAGCCAGGCCUGGUCGUCUUCCCUGGUUGGUGACAGUCGGACAUCCUGGUCACGUGGUGUCACUGACGUCACUGGUGUCCCGUGUACGUAAAAAUCACCAGCUCUUGACGUGCGAACACGCAGGCACCAAACCACGUUAACGGUGUCCUGUCAUGCCGUGCCAACCUUGCUGUUUGAUAUUUUGUCUUUUAGUGAAACACAAAAACUUAUUUAACUCAUUGGUCCGAAAUUUUUUAAUCAAAUGUCAUAAUGUCAGUGAUGCUUGACAUCUUAAAAAAAGUGGGAAAAAAUAUUAAUGAUGUCAUGUCAUUUUGAUAAUAAUAUGAAAGUCAGUGAAUUCACAUAGUUUAAUAUUUAGAAUUAGUUUAUUUUAUAUGGUUGAUACCAAAUGUGAAUGAACAAAAGAAAGUUUUAAUACAAGAGAACAAACAUUUUAGCAUACAGGAACAGUGUAGAGAACUAGCCCGAAAGAUGCCGGUUUUGUAUUACUUUAUUUUUUAUGUCUGUAAAUAUUUAUAUCGCAUAAUUAUUUCACAUUUUUGAGCAACUUUUUAAAUUGCUUGAAAUAUCCAACUUUUUUAAAGCUGUGUGUGUUCUAAACCUGUUCGAAAACAUUCCAAACAUGUUGCCUUACACACAGUAGUAUGUAGCUGUAUGCAGCACACUAGAUGGUUACACAGCACAGCCUGUGUGUUUGUUUACAUUAGACACGGCGGGGUCAUCUUGUUACAUCUCGCUAGGGAGAACUACUCGCUAAGGGACGUAACUCAAUAGGACUAACUUGAUUCAUCAGUA
Molecule: messenger RNA, 2975 nt
Organism: Physella acuta
Lineage: Eukaryota; Metazoa; Mollusca; Gastropoda; Physidae
Product: sodium- and chloride-dependent glycine transporter 1
Biological process (GO): nitrogen compound transport; amino acid import across plasma membrane; sodium ion transmembrane transport
Cellular component (GO): plasma membrane
Molecular function (GO): amino acid:sodium symporter activity
Source: RefSeq, a predicted model, not a curated record